This is a messenger RNA of Ipomoea triloba (trilobed morning glory), 2024 nucleotides long. Its product is annotated as methionine--tRNA ligase, chloroplastic/mitochondrial. Gene Ontology annotation, cellular component: chloroplast stroma; mitochondrion. The coding region runs from base 43 to 1866 and encodes 607 amino acids. Gene Ontology annotation, biological process: methionyl-tRNA aminoacylation. NCBI's taxonomy places the organism in Eukaryota, Viridiplantae, Streptophyta, Magnoliopsida, Solanales, Convolvulaceae. The record is from RefSeq and is a predicted model, not a curated record. Gene Ontology annotation, molecular function: ATP binding; methionine-tRNA ligase activity. The transcript is spliced from 12 exons.
AUAAGCUUCCAUUUUGAAGCUUAUUGGAGUUGCAGAGCAUCAAUGGCUUGUAGAGUUCAACUGUCGAUUCCAAAUGGCCUCUGGUUCUCAUCGUCUCCCUUUUCCAAUUCCAUCAAUUUCCGCUUCAGAAAUCGAAUUUUCCUUCGCAAAACCUAUCAGUGUUGGAAUACCAGGCGCUACGGAGGAGCUCUCUAUUGUACUUGUAGCGCCAACAAUGGCGGCGGAAGUUCCGAGAAAUUUGUACUCACGACUCCGCUUUAUUACGUGAAUGCCCCUCCUCACAUGGGCAGUGCCUACUCCACCAUCGCCGCCGACGCCAUUGCCCGUUUUCAGAGGCUUCUGGGAAAGAAGGUAAUAUUCAUUACUGGCACUGACGAACACGGAGAGAAGAUUGCGACUGCGGCAGCUGCUCGUGGUUCCAGCCCAAGGGAACACUGUGAUGUUAUAUCACAAGCUUACAAAGCUCUAUGGAAAGAUUUAGACAUCAGUUAUGACAAGUUUAUCCGAACAACUGAUUCAAAACAUGAAGCUAUCGUUAAUGAAUUUUACUCGAGGGUUUUUGCCAAUGGCGACAUAUACAGAGCUGAUUACGAGGGAAUUUAUUGUGUCAAUUGUGAGGAGUACAAGGAUGAGAAGGAACUGCUAGAAAAUGACUGCUGCCCUGUGCAUUUAAAGCCAUGCGUGAGAAGAAAGGAAGAUAAUUAUUUCUUUGCCCUGUCAAAGUAUCAAAAGCAAUUGGAAGAAAAAUUACUGCAAAACCCUGAUUUUGUGCAGCCCUCUUCUCGUCUAAAUGAGGUGCAAGGUUGGAUUAAAAGUGGCCUCAAAGAUUUUUCCAUCUCCCGAGCAUCAGUGGAUUGGGGUAUUGCAGUUCCUAAUGAUCCUAAGCAAACCAUAUAUGUGUGGUUCGAUGCUUUGUUGGGUUAUGUAUCUGCUCUUUUGGAGGAUAAGGAGAUACCUGAUUUACAGCAUGCUAUCUCAUCAAAAUGGCCUGCAUCACUCCAUUUAAUUGGCAAGGAUAUAUUGCGCUUCCAUGCAGUUUAUUGGCCAGCUAUGCUGAUGUCAGCUGGGUUGGACCUCCCUAAGAUGGUUUUUGGCCACGGAUUCUUGACGAAGGAUGGCAUGAAGAUGGGCAAGUCGCUGGGGAAUACACUUGAGCCAACCGACUUGGUUCAUAGAUUUGGAUCUGAUGCGGUCAGGUACUUUUUCCUCAGGGAGGUGGAAUUUGGUAGUGAUGGAGACUACUCGGAGGAACGCUUCAUCAACAUUAUUAAUGCACAUCUUGCCAAUACAGUUGGAAAUCUUCUAAGCCGUGCACUCGGGCUACUGAAGAAGAGUUGCCAAUCAACUUUGCCCGUUGAUUCAAUUGCUGCAGCUGAAGGGAAUACACUCAAGGAUACGGUUGAAAAACUGGUUGAGAAGGCACGAUCUCACUACGAGAACCUUGCACUAUCCUCAGCUUGUGAGGCUGUGCUAGAGAUUGGUAAUGCUGGGAAUUCAUAUAUUGAUAAACAAGCACCAUGGUCUCUUUUCAAGAAAGGCGGUGCAGAUUUCGAAACUGCAGCCAAGGAUCUUGUUAUUGUACUGGAAGCAGUGAGAAUCAUAGCUGUAGCUCUAUCUCCAGUUACACCGAGCUUAAGCUUCAGGAUUUAUACCCAACUUGGCUACACUGAAGACCAGUUCUGUGGUGUCACUUGGAGUCAUACCGCGUGGGGUGGGCUGAAGGCUGGUCAGGUUAUGGCUCAACCACAACCAGUUUUUGCCAGGAUUGAAGACCAAAGCGAGCAAGAUGGUGGCAGUGAAGCAACUAAGAAAACUAGCAAGAAAAAGGAAAAGACACCCAAGAGUAAAAAAGUGGUUGAAGCAUAAGGUUUUUGGUGAGUCAAAUGUUCACCUCGCUGAUAUAUAACACCUAUACACCGAUGGUGCAUCAAAUAUUAAGAAAACAUUUUGUCCUACAUUAUAGAUUACUGUAAUAAACAUUCAAAGUUAAUUUUAAGAAAACUUUUUUGUCUGUUAUUGAAUCA